AUGGAACUCAACCGAGAAUAUUUUCGCGCCAUAAUUUAUUACAAUUUUCAGAGACAAUUAUCGCAACAAGAAUGCCUUGCGGGGUUACUGUCUGUUUUCGGCAACGAAGCGCCACAUCAGUCGACAAUUUCCCGUUGGUAUGGAGAAUUCAAACGUGGACGGGUGAGUCUUAGCGACGAUCCCAGGGUGGGUGCACCAAAAACGGCAGUCACCCAGGAAAACGUCGAUGCUGUGCGCAAACUCAUCAUUGAAGAUAGACAUGUGACAUAUCGUGAGAUUGAGGCAUCCUUGAAGAUUUCAAAGACCUCAAUUCAAAAAAUUGUACAUGAAGAAUUAGGAGCAAGAAAAUUAGUUUCUCGUUGGAUACCCCAGCCAGGGCUUGACCAUUUCAAUUCCGGAAACUCAAAAAAUGUGAACAGCAUUGCUGGUGAAGAAAAGCCAACAAAAGUCAUCCGUUCUCGACGUGUUUCGAAAAAAAUGGUCGCGACAUUUGUGUCAAAAGCGGGUCAUAUUGCAACAAUUCCUCUUAAUGAGCAAAGAACUGUUACUGCGGAUUGGUAUACCACAAUUUGUUUGCCAAAAUUCAUCGCCGAGCUUCGAAAAAUCAACCCCGAAAGAAGAAUCAUCCUCCACCAAGACAAUGCAAGCUCGCACACAGCCCAAACAACAAGGCAGUAUUUAAUGGAAGAAAACGUGGAAUUAUUGGAGCAUCCUCCAUAUAGUCCCGAUCUAAGUCCUAACGAUUUCUUUACUUUCCCGAAAAUUAAAAACAGACUGCGUGGUCAAAGGUUCCAGUCAUCAGAAGAGGCAUGGUACAGACAACGGUCACUCUGGGAUCAGGAAUGGAACAGUAUUGUCUUUAGUGACGAGUCUCGAUUUUAUUUAGGCAUGCACGAUGGUCGUGCCAGGGUUAGAAGGCGACGUGGUGAAAGGAGGAAUCCACAGUUUUUUGUUGAAAGACAUGUUCAUCACCCUGUUGGAGUUAUGGUUUGGGGUGCUAUAGCCUAUGUUUCCAGGUCACCUUUAAUCUUCAUCAGAGGUAACAUGAACGCGCAGCAUUAUAUCCACGAAGUUCUAGAACCCCAUCUUUUACCCUAUCUUGACACCCUGGCAGAUCCAACUCUCCAACAAGAUAAUGCCCGACCACAUGUUGCAAGAGUCACAAUAGACUUCUUUCAACAUAAUGAUGUCACAUUGUUACCAUGGCCACCAAGAUCUCCCGACUUAUCCCUAAUUGAGCACGUGUGGGAUAUGAUGGGUAGGAGAUUGCUCAAUUUGCAACGUCCUCCUCAGACUCUAGAAGCACUUCGUGAGGAGUUGGUGGUUGCCUGGAAUGAGAUACCACAGGAGGACAUUGACCGCCUGAUCAGAAGCAUGCCUAGGCGCGUUGGAGAAUGCGUAGCACAUCAGGGUGCAUCCACACAUUAUUAA
Messenger RNA from Acanthoscelides obtectus, 1431 nucleotides. NCBI's taxonomy places the organism in Eukaryota, Metazoa, Arthropoda, Insecta, Coleoptera, Chrysomelidae. The record is from the annotation of a GenBank genome assembly.